AUGGGAUGCAGAAACAUGGCUCAUGCAGCGUACAAAGUGUGUAGUAAAUGGUCUUUUUGGACUUCACUUGGAGAAGGCGACGUUGUUCCAAGUGAUGUCCCAAAGGGCCAUUUGGUAGUGUACGUGGGAGAAUAUCGCAAGAGGUUUGUGAUCAGUCUUACCUUACUGAAGCACCCGCUCUUCCAGGCAUUGCUGGAUCAUGCUAGGGAAGUGUAUGGUUUCACAGCUAGCUCGAGACUUUGUAUACCCUGUGAUGAGACUAUCUUCCUCAGAGUAGUUCAAUGUGCCAAAUCCCAACCAUGUCGACAACUUCCCAUCUGCUUGAGGGAAUUCUUCUGCAACUCCUGCGGCAAGAUUUAA
Molecule: messenger RNA, 360 nt
Organism: Andrographis paniculata
Lineage: Eukaryota; Viridiplantae; Streptophyta; Magnoliopsida; Lamiales; Acanthaceae
Product: auxin-responsive protein SAUR50-like
Exons: 1
Coding region: 1-360 (119 amino acids)
Biological process (GO): response to auxin
Source: RefSeq, a predicted model, not a curated record